This is a messenger RNA of Mycena citricolor, 345 nucleotides long. The record is from the annotation of a GenBank genome assembly. Lineage: Eukaryota; Fungi; Basidiomycota; Agaricomycetes; Agaricales; Mycenaceae.
AUGGUCAAACGUGCUAACUCUAAUCGUGUCAAGGCCCAUUUACGGGAACACAACAAGGAGGUGGUGAUCAAGAGGGCACUCACUGAAUACACGUACAAGCAGGCCAAGCCAGCAAACUCAGGAAAACCAAAAUCUAUUGCAAACAUAGCCGAGGCACAUGGGAUCUCCUACGGUACUCUACAUUGUCAUAUCAAGGGAGGAAAAAGUCGACAGGAAGCACAUGCAUCACAACAGAAACUGACAUCAAUGCAAGAAUGGUCCCUUGUGCAGUUCAUAUGUGAAUCAGCUAACAUGGGAUUCCUGUUGACCCACAGGCAGAUUGCAGAAUAUGCAAACGCGGUGUGA